AUUUUCCAGCAUUAUUUUCCUUAUCAAACCUAGCCCAUUAAUUUGUAUUUUGUAUUAUUAAUUAUAUAUUUAUUAUUUAUUAUUAUAUUUAAAUAUAUAAUACCUAAUUACUAUUCAUUUAUUUCCUACGACAACGACUACACUAGUAGUUAGUACACAAUACCAGUCACGCUGCCACGGUGGUCAGUGAUCACGUUAAUACCUUAUCCAGUUAUCCAUCAAUCAUCACCUACCAGCCUGCUGCAGCCCAUACCCAACAAUAAUUCCGACAGACGGCGUGUCGUACUGUAGUUAAUCGACGAUUAGCGUUUAUACUUUAUUCUACUUUCACUGCGCCGGACGGAUGGUGGCAGUCGGCAGAUAUCGUGGUUGAUUACAAGGCAAUAACAUUACGUCAUUAGUAUUAUACUAGCAUUUCGCAGUAUUUGAAGAUAAUAUCCAGCGUUCCUCGUUUGGCGUUCGACAAUUCUACAGUUUCCAGAACAAGCGUUCGGUUUCCACACACGCUUUACUGUGCACAUUUUGGACUAACCGCCGUCCCAACAUGUCUAUAGCCGAAUUCUUGGAUGGCAUGCCAUCCUUUGACGAACGCAAUUUUUCCCGUUUCCAUUCAGACAAUGGUCGAAGCAAGCGUGUACCAGUUUACAUAACAACCGAUGACCAACCUUGCGACCAAAUUAUUGUUACUGACAAGUCAAAUUUAUUACUCCGGUAUUUACAUAACCAAUGGGAUAAAAAGCAUGGAGGUAAAAAAAGGGAAUUAGUUGAAACGGGCGAAGAAUCUGGCUCAUCAUCUAGAAAACGUCCAAGAGUAGAUGUGCCUAUAUUGUAAAACUUUUUGCAAUAAAAUAAUUCCAAUGCAUAUAAAUUCUCUAAUGUUUUUGGACUAAAAUUCCUUAUUUGAUUGUUUUUAAGAGAAAUACAAUUUGCUAAUUUAAUGAUGUAUUUAGUAAUACACAUGGUAUUAUUUUGAAUGAUUUUUAUAGUUUGCAAUAAUAUUCAAUUUACAACUGUUUCUUUUGAUAUUCACAACUUUUAUUGAUAAUAUUGUAUGUCUAAUAAUAAGUCAUUCAGUUGUUUAAACCUUCAUUAUAUUGUAUUUAUAAUAUAUGUUAAUUGUAUUUAAUGUGUAACAAAAUUGUGUACUAAGAAUAUAAGUAACUCAAUAUUAUACUUUAUCAACAAUUUUAUGUUAUAACUUACAAUACAACACUAUUGUUUAUUUAUGUUCCACCAUUAGUGUUAAAUAUUCUUAUAUGAAACAAAAUUCAAUACAUUUCUAUUUAUUUUGACA
This is a messenger RNA of Metopolophium dirhodum (rose-grain aphid), 1294 nucleotides long. RefSeq names its product DET1- and DDB1-associated protein 1. The record is from RefSeq and is a predicted model, not a curated record. The transcript is spliced from 4 exons. Bases 545 to 832 code for a protein of 95 amino acids. Gene Ontology annotation, cellular component: Cul4-RING E3 ubiquitin ligase complex. Lineage: Eukaryota; Metazoa; Arthropoda; Insecta; Hemiptera; Aphididae. Gene Ontology annotation, biological process: positive regulation of proteasomal ubiquitin-dependent protein catabolic process.